AUGAUACAGCAAAAAAAUGCAUCUAAUCUUCUUGAUGAAUAUUUAAUUGAUCUAUUUAAUAAAAUUGGAAUAAAUCAUAAUAAUGAAUUAAUUAAUAAAUGUCAAUAUAAUAUAAAUGAAUUAAAUUAUUUAAUUAAAAAUAAAUUUCUUCAAUUAGAUAAACAAUUAUCUUAUUUAGUUAAUGAUCAAAGUGGAUCUAUUUCUAUAAUAUCUUUAAUUGGACCUUUAUUUAUUUAUUUAAUUAAUGUUGGCAAUUCUCGUGAAAUAAUUAUUUCAAAUGAUGGACAACUAUUAGCAUUUACUAAAGGUUAUAUUCAUAUUUAUUUAAUUAUUUAA
Molecule: messenger RNA, 336 nt
Organism: Rotaria sp. Silwood2
Lineage: Eukaryota; Metazoa; Rotifera; Eurotatoria; Philodinida; Philodinidae
Source: the annotation of a GenBank genome assembly